AUGUCGAGGACGCAAAUUUGCCUAUGUAGUGCUAUUCUUGUUUGGUCUUUAUUUUGUUCUUCUCUACUUGUUACUGCACAAAUUACUCAUCCAUUGGAAGUGAAAGCUUUGAAAUCGGUUUGGCGUGAACUCGAAGAUCCGUUCAAGAGGCUUAACUGGAAAAAGAAGGAUCCGUGUAAUUCAAGUUGGACAGGGGUAAUCUGCAGCCUCAACCCGGAUUUAGAAGAUGGUUAUCUCCACAUCCAAGAAUUACGUUUGCUAAACAUGAAUCUCUCUGGAAAAUUAGCCCCUGAACUUGGUCAAUUCUCUCAUAUCACUAUAUUGAAUUUUAUGUGGAAUAACAUCAGUGGCAGCAUACCAAAGGAGAUUGGAAAUAUGACAUCUUUGCGUCUUUUGCUUUUGAGUGGAAAUCAAAUAUCAGGUUCUUUGCCAGAUGAGCUUGGUAAUCUCCAGAACAUAACUAAAUUUCAACUGGACAUAAAUUGCAUAUCAGGACCAAUUCCUAAAUCGUUUGCAAAUCUGCGCAACGUCAAGCACUUUCACAUGAACAACAAUUCAAUCAGUGGUCAGAUUCCACCAGAGCUAUAUAAAUUACCUGAACUUGUGCAUUUCCUGUUUGACAACAACAACUUAUCAGGGUAUCUUCCUACAGAGCUUUUUCAGAUGCCAAACAUCAGAAUCUUCCAAGUGAACAACAACAACUUCAGUGGGACUCAAAUUCCUGAUUCAUAUACAAAUAUGCCCAAAUUGUUGAAACUGGCUCUAAGGAACUGCAACUUGCAAGGCAGCAUUCCCGAUUUCAGUCGAAUACCAGGUCUCCGUUACUUAGAUCUUAGUUCAAAUCACCUUAGUGGAAGUCUACCAACAAACAGGUUCUCCGAGAAUAUGACUACUAUUGACUUAUCGAAGAAUGCGCUUAAUGGAUCAAUCCCUUUAAAUUUUUCGGGCCUUCCUCGUCUCCAGAGAUUGUCACUUGAGAACAAUUCGUUAAGUGGUACUAUUCCCUCUACUUUCUGGCAGAAUAUCAUCUUUGGUCCAGAUACCAAACUUACCUUGAAUCUUCAAAAUAACUUACUUUCAAAUAUAUCAGGCAGUCUAUAUCCUCCUCCAAAUGUCACUAUCAAGCUUCAAGGUAAUCCUAUUUGUACAAGAGAAACCGAACUAGAUAUAGUCCGGUUUUGUGGACCAAGCGACGGAGAUCUCGAGGAGUCUCCUGGAAACUCAAGUAGUUAUUCCCCUAAUGGUUGCAAACCUCAAUCCUGUCCAUCCUCCGAAUCCUUUGAAUAUGUUCCAGAAUCUCCCAUUCCUUGCUAUUGUGCUGCACCUCUUGGAGUUGGGAUGAGACUGAGAAGUCCUAGCUUUUCAGAUUUUCGUCCGUUUAUUGGAGAAUUGCGGUCACUCUUGACCACCAGUCUUGCCUUGGAUCUUUAUCAACUUGUCAUUGACUCGUUUAUAUGGCAAGAGGGUCCGAGGCUCCAACUCUAUAUAAAACUUUUCCCCCAAUAUAGCAAUGAUUCUGGUACAUUUAAUGGAACUGAGCUCGAGCGUAUCAUGAACAGGUUUGCCACAUUUUUAUUCCCUCCAACCGAUACCUUUGGUCCAUAUGAUCUCCUAAAUUUUACUCUCCGCGGGCCUUAUGAAAACGUUGUUUUCGUACAUUCGGGAUCAGGUAUGAGCAAAGGGCUUCUGAUUGGAAUUGUUUUAGGAGCGAUCUUUUGUGGCAUUACAAUAUUUUUGGCGGUCGCAUUUGUUCUUUCCAAAACAUACCCCAAAUUCCAAGAAAUAUUUGUGAAGAAGAAACAAACUGGUGGGAAAAUUUCUUGUAAAGUUGAAGGUGUAAAAGGAUUCAGUUUUGGUGAACUUGAAAGAGCAACAAGCAGCUUUAAUAUCACUUGUGAAGUUGGGAAAGGAGGCUAUGGAAAAGUUUACAAAGGCAUUCUAACCGAUGGCACGGUUGUGGCGGUCAAGCGAGCGCAACAAGGAUCCUUGCAGGGCGAGAGAGAGUUUUUCACUGAGAUAGAAUUGUUAUCGCGAGUACAUCAUCGCAACUUGGUUUCAUUAGUUGGCUAUUGUGACAAAGAACGGGAGCAGAUGUUAGUGUAUGAAUUUAUGGCUAAUGGUUCUCUUCACAAUCUCCUCUCUGCUAGGUUCAGAAGUUCUCUUAGUUUUGAGAUGAGAAUGAGGAUUGCAUUAGACUCAGCGAAGGGCAUUCUGUAUCUUCAUACUGAAGCUGAUCCACCAAUAAUUCACCGUGAUAUAAAGGCAAACAACAUAUUGUUGGACUCCAAAUUUACUGCAAAAGUUUCCGAUUUUGGAAUCUCAAGGCUCGCGCCAGUGUCCGAUACCAAAGGAUCGGAAACUGCUCAUGUAUCCACAGUUGUGAAAGGCACUCCAGGCUAUCUAGAUCCGGAAUAUCUCUUAACUCACAAGUUAACGGAUAAGAGUGACGUUUACAGCCUUGGAAUAGUAUUUCUAGAACUCCUUACAGGAAUGCCACCUAUUUCUCAUGGUAGAAACAUUGUUCGAGAGGUUCAUGCAGCAUGUGAAUCCGGAACAAUGCUCUCCGUCAUUGAUCGGGACAUGGGUACGUACGAUACAGAAUGUGUCAAGAAAUUUAUGCAGUUGGCCCUCAAGUGCUGCCAUGACGAGACGAAAAGGCGGCCUUCGAUGCUGGAAGUGGUGAGAGAGUUGGAGAACUUACGAUCAAUGCUUUCUCAAUCCGACGCGAAUCGAUUGGAAUCGAAUGCAUCAUCUUCGGAAACAUCAGGAUUUGCACCAACAUCAUCACGCCACAAUGGAAGGAACGUCACUUAUGUAUCGUCUGAUAGUUAUGUGGGAAGUGAUCUUGUUAGCGGAGUUUUCCCCAAUAUCAAGCCUCGCUAAGUAUGGUUUAAUGCCACACCAACAAUGUAAACUUCUCUCUUUGUCAAGCUUUUUACAUUUCAUGUGUUUAUUGCUUGAUGGCAAAGUAGUUUUGGUGUCCCCUCACGUGAGCGUUUUUGUACCUUCUAUGUAUUUUCCAUAGUUCCACUAUA
Messenger RNA from Morus notabilis, 3035 nucleotides. Its product is annotated as probable LRR receptor-like serine/threonine-protein kinase At1g06840. Gene Ontology annotation, molecular function: protein kinase activity; ATP binding; protein binding. The record is from RefSeq and is a predicted model, not a curated record. Bases 1 to 2883 code for a protein of 960 amino acids. NCBI's taxonomy places the organism in Eukaryota, Viridiplantae, Streptophyta, Magnoliopsida, Rosales, Moraceae. Gene Ontology annotation, biological process: protein phosphorylation. The transcript has 20 exons.